Messenger RNA from Volvox carteri f. nagariensis, 555 nucleotides. RefSeq lists its product as uncharacterized. NCBI's taxonomy places the organism in Eukaryota, Viridiplantae, Chlorophyta, Chlorophyceae, Chlamydomonadales, Volvocaceae. The transcript has 5 exons. Gene Ontology annotation, molecular function: FMN binding; NAD(P)H dehydrogenase (quinone) activity. The record is from RefSeq and is a predicted model, not a curated record. The coding region runs from base 1 to 555 and encodes 184 amino acids.
AUGGUAGGCGCCGAAAGCGUAAUUUGUCGACUGGCAGAAGACACGGAUGCAGGCAUUGAUAUGGUGGCAGAGACGCUGCCUGCCGACGUGCUCGAGAAGAUGCAUGCGCCGACUAAGCCGGACGUGCCCCUUGCCGACCCGCACAAGUUGCCAGAGGCCGACGCGUUUGUCUUCGGCUUCCCAACGCGGUUCGGCAUGAUGUGCUCCCAGAUGAAGAACUUUUUCGACGCCACGGGCAUGCUCUGGCAGAACGGCGCCCUGCACGGCAAGCCGGUUUCAUUGUUCACCUCUACCGCCAGCCAGGGCGGCGGCCAGGAGACAACCCUCAUGACUGCGGUCACACAGCUUGCGCACCAUGGUAUGAUCUACGUGUCCGCCGGCUACGCCGCCGGUGGAGUCAUGUUUGGGUUGCAGGAGGCCAAGGGCGGCUCGCCGUGGGGUGCCGGCACGCUGGCCGGCCCGGAUGGCUCCCGGCAGCCGUCGGAGGGGGAGCUGGAGGCAAUUCGUUCGCAGGCCAAGGCAUUCGGCCCAAUUGCCAAGAAGCUCGCUGCAUAA